Bombina bombina (fire-bellied toad) is the source of this 3823-nucleotide messenger RNA. It is a transcript of the gene GLIS3, whose product is annotated as GLIS family zinc finger 3. Gene Ontology annotation, cellular component: nucleus. The record is from RefSeq and is a predicted model, not a curated record. Gene Ontology annotation, molecular function: DNA-binding transcription factor activity, RNA polymerase II-specific; RNA polymerase II cis-regulatory region sequence-specific DNA binding. Bases 493 to 3345 code for a protein of 950 amino acids. Gene Ontology annotation, biological process: regulation of transcription by RNA polymerase II. The transcript has 11 exons. Lineage: Eukaryota; Metazoa; Chordata; Amphibia; Anura; Bombinatoridae.
CAACACACUGCUCUAACAGAAACGCAUAGGGAGCUUGCUGCAGCUCCUGUCAUUAGAUCAGCCCCUUCUCAACUGGGACCCAACUGCACAACACACACAGUGAGACAAGAUCAGUGACACCGAAUCUAGUGUCACUAGAAAGGCACACAAUGCAGCCUGUCAGCGGUAAACCCCUUGCAAGUCAAUGGAUCAGGGGGGCUCUCUGAUCAGCUGGCACACAGCCUCAGAGCUCUCUGCGGUUUUCCCCUGGGGUCUGGCUGCUGGAUACUGAAGGGAGGUGACACGUGCAGGGACAAGGGGCACCGGUUCACAUCAAGGCUUGUGAACAAUUACAUUUUUAUUAUAAGUUUUAUUCGCCUGUGAUAGAAGCAAGAAAAGACAAACUAGCAUGACCUGCUACUUGUACUGAGCAUUUGGGGUCAUCUUUCUUACACCAAACAGGAAAAGUGAACUUCUGGGUUCAAGUACACCUGGUAUGCUGCUUCCAGUGAUAUGGCACACCAGUUAACCACAGCUGAACUGAAUUGGAAAUUACAAAGAAAAUCAACUCCUUUCCGUACUUUCUCCAGAAAAAUGAAUGGAAGAACGUGCAACAUGAACAUUCGGACAGCUGGCACUCCUCAGGGGCCUGGUAUGAUCAAUGGGCAGCAAAUCCCUCCAAUUAGAGUGCAUACAGGAACUCCUUGCCCGUCUUCCAAUAGUGCCACACCAAGUCCAGCAAAUGGAAAUGUAUAUUUCAAGAUGCCCCUGGGAGGUGGCGUAGCUCCUCAGAGCAGUGAGAGUACCAUUCAUUUACCAGCUUUAAGCCCUAGGAGGCAAGUCAUUACAAAUGGGAAGCCAUUAUUCCAGGUGCCACAGCCUCCUAACUUUCAUCCAACCUCUUCUUGCAAACCAAAGCAGCAGGAUUUUGGAGGCCCCUUCCCAGUAAACUGCCUGAGAGGUAGCGGUGGCUUCGGGCCUCAGGUUAAGACUGGUGGAAAGGGCGUCUGCAACAACCUCAUGGUCACCAGCAGCCCUAUGAUGGUUCAGCGACUGGGACCUGUGUCACCCCCUGCAAACCAAGCUGCGACCGCAUGCAAGCAGAUCAACCCUAACCUACAGAGGGCACUCAACCUGCAACACUUAGCUAUACCUCCAUCUGAUACAAGGUCUCUUAUGUCACGUGAGUCUCUUGCAUCAACUACUUUAAGCUUAACGGAGAGUCAUUCUACAAUGAGUGUUAAACAAGAAUGGCCUCAUGGUUAUAGAAUUCUUCCUUCGAACCAUGGUUCCCAGAAUAGUAGUGAGCCAGGGGAUAUACUUAGUAUUCCUCCAGGAACAUCUAUGUCCAACAAUAGUGUCACAAACUCUUUGCCUUCUUACCUUUUUGGCUUUGAAAAUAACUCCUCACCUUAUCCUAGUCCCCGUCAUUCUUCCACAAGAUCUCAUUCAGCACGAUCAAAGAAAAGAGCUCUUUCCUUGUCUCCAUUGUCCGAUGGUAUUGGGAUUGACUUCAAUACAAUUAUCCGGACUUCACCAACAUCAUUGGUUGCCUACAUAAAUGGAUCAAGAGCUUCCCCAGCCACCAUCUCCCCUCAACCUGAAGUUUAUGGGCACUUUUUAGGAGUGAGGGGGAGCUGCAUUCCUCCAUCAUGUGCUGGGUCAAACUCUCAGAAAAGUCUUCUUGCAAUUAAUGAUAAUAUUACUUUUCCUGAGAAUGUGACAGCAGAAUAUCAACGUAUGCAGCAGCUGGAACAAAAUAACUUGCCAUCUGAGGCUAUGAAUAACAUGGUGGUUCGACAAACCGUGGCCCUGAGUGAAGGACAUACGCAUGGUGUCUUAAAAAGUGAAAGAGUAGAUAAUUUUCCAGGUGACACAAUUAACAUGGCUCCACAAGAUCCUCUGUCACUUUCAACUCCUCCUCAUCAAUGCCCACCUCCCCCUUACCAUGCCCACCAACAUAUGCACCAGCAUGAACUUAUAAACCAACCUCAUCAACCUCAUCAAAUGCCCCUUACUCCUUCUGUGCCUUUGAUUGAAGAGGAAGAGGAGAUUGAUGAUUUUAAUGGUAAACACUGUUGUCGGUGGAUUGACUGCAGCUCUAUGUAUGAUCAUCAAGAAGAACUAGUGCGACACAUAGAGAAGGUUCAUAUAGAUCAAAGGAAAGGGGAAGACUUUGCUUGUUUUUGGGCAGGCUGCCCUAGAAGAUACAAACCCUUUAAUGCUCGAUAUAAGCUGCUCAUUCACAUGCGGGUUCACUCAGGCGAGAAGCCAAACAAGUGUACGUUUGAAGGCUGCAAGAAAGCAUUUUCAAGGCUUGAAAACCUGAAGAUUCAUUUAAGGAGUCAUACAGGAGAGAAGCCAUAUCUGUGCCAGCAUCCUGGCUGUCAAAAAGCUUUCAGCAACUCAAGUGAUCGUGCCAAACAUCAAAGGACACACCUGGAUACAAAACCUUACGCAUGUCAAAUUCCAGGAUGCAGCAAACGAUAUACCGAUCCAAGCUCACUACGAAAACAUGUCAAAGCCCAUUCUUCCAAAGAUCAGCAAGCUAGGAAAAAGUUAAGAUCAAGGACAGAACUUGACCAAGAAAUCCUUAGUGAUUGUCUCACUAUUCAACCACUGCAGCCGGCCUCAUCUCCACAGGACUCCACAGAGAACACACUGGGAAGGUCCCCUGGCUCUGUGCAUGAUGUGUACCCAGGUACCAUGUUCUCUAGCACACAUUCAAGCAGAAGUGGAACAGCUGGGGCUGCUGCACCCCCACCUCUGCCUACCAGUCACCCUUCUCCUGGAAGUAACAUGCAGAGCAGCCCACAUAAUCCUCCACCCCAACUACCUCCUCUCACCCCAAUGGAAACGGGAUCUGAGAGGUUUUCGGGUCCAGCACCUUCACCUCAUCAUCUGAGCCCACGGAGACUUAAUGCUCCCCCAGGUAUGAUGCAGAGGCGCACUCCACAGCCCCCCCAAGUACAGCAAACUGGAGGGACCUACCUGAAGGCUUAUCCCUCCAUAGCUAACACCUCGCUGCAGCCAACAAGUCUUCAUGUCCAAGGAUUUUACGGCCAGUUGCAGACGUUUUGUCCCCCACCUUACAGCGAUGCACCAAGGAACAUGCAAAUGGGAAGUGCCUGCAACAUGGCACCUUCUUUUGAAGAUUGUUUGUCCCAUGGUUGUGGGAACAAAACAGAGUUUGAUGCUUUUCACAAGGCUUUCACCUCUGGAAUAACAGUUUACGACUUUCCUGGUGGAUCAGCAGGUCUCUUUGGUGACUCUCAGCGGGGUGUCACUGAGGACAUCAGUUUCCUUCAAAUUAACGCAAUAGACCGUUGCCCUAGCCAGCUUUCAUCAGUUUACACUGAAGGAUGAAGGAAUAUUUGUCCUUCCCUUGGAAAUGUAAUUUUCGUUUGGGAGGUACCUAAAGCAUUUACAAGUCAACAAAUGUUACCUGACCACAAUGCAGAUUGUGGCAAGAAGAAACGUGCAAAUGAAGAAUUUUUUUAAGUGUAAAUCCCUGUGAAUGUAUAUCUAUUUUUUUUAUUUGAUUACAAAUUGUAUUCCAUUUAAAGGGAAGAACCAAGAGACAAUGGAUAGAUUGCCACUUUUUACACAAUGACAAACUUUAAAAGGCAUUACUGAAAAUUCUGUGGUUGUGGGGAAACACACUAAAGGAACAAUCAGAAACAAAACGACAACUUUGGACAGUUAUAUCUCCACAAUUCUUGUACAGCCUGAUGUAUAAACACCAUUGUGCCAUACGUAGGAUAUACUAGAAGACUCCAAGUAAAACAGUUUCAGUAAUUUAAUGCAAUAUAUGACAUGAAACACUUAUAAAUCAACAUAUGGU